UCAAGGAAACAAAUACUAGCAAUAAAUACUGCUAGCAAUUUUCUAUGGCUACUUCAAAUAGCAUUUUCAGAAAAUUGGAAAAAGAAGAAGCAGAAAAAGAAAAAGAAAAAAUGGCUAGCUCUAAAUCAUCGGCUUUUGAAACAAUUGAGCAGGAGGAAUUGGUUGAGGAGCCUAUGAGGAAUAUGCCACCAUGGCUAGGUCCCUUUUUGAAGAAGACAUAUUUUGGGUCAUGUUUGGUGCAUGAUGAACUCCAAAAGAAUGAUCUGAACAAGUAUUGUAUCACAUGUGAUUUAGAUUUAUGCAGGUAUUGCAUCUCCACAGACAAACACAAUGAUCAUGAGCUGCUAAAGAUUCAUCGACAUGUUUAUAAAGAUGUUGUUCCUCUCGAACAGAUGGAGAAUCAUAUUGAUUGUGCCAAAAUUCAGCCAUACAAAUGCAACAAGAAAUGGGUAAUCGCAUUGAAUCCAUUACCACAUUGUGGUUCAGGCUCUCUAAUUGCUGGAGAUCCAACUUGCUACACUUGCAAAAGGAGGUUGAAUGACCCUGGUCAGUUUAGCUUCUGCAGCAUUGCAUGCCAGGUGGAAGCCGUAUGUAGGAAGUAUGGGAUUAGUCUUGGUGCAAUUGAGAUGAAGCGCAAGCGCAAGAGGAAGGGAAUUCCUCGCAGAGCUCCUUUUCAAUAAAGAUGCUUUAAUUUGAUCAUUUUAAAAUACUUGCUAGAAGUACUUUCAACUGUGACUUAUGUUGAUACUAGAAAACCGUAUGCCUUUUGAACUAAUUUUAUUUUAAUACUUGGAAACUUUUUAUGCAUGCAUGUCAUGGUGGUUAAAGUUGUUGACCUAUGAACGGGAGGUAAUGGGUUCAAGUCGUGUAAACAACCUCUUGCAUAAUCACAUUCUGGAGAAGGACACUAGUUUGUUUUUUUUUUUAUUACAAACGACCUGAAAAAGUAACAGUUGUACUUAUUUUUGUCAUCAUCAUUUGAAAAUUUAUUUGUUAUAUCCAUAUCGAUAACUGCAC
Molecule: messenger RNA, 1017 nt
Organism: Capsicum annuum
Lineage: Eukaryota; Viridiplantae; Streptophyta; Magnoliopsida; Solanales; Solanaceae
Product: protein RGF1 INDUCIBLE TRANSCRIPTION FACTOR 1-like
Exons: 4
Coding region: 45-680 (211 amino acids)
Molecular function (GO): zinc ion binding
Source: RefSeq, a predicted model, not a curated record